Naegleria fowleri is the source of this 1944-nucleotide messenger RNA. RefSeq lists its product as uncharacterized. The transcript has a single exon. The record is from RefSeq and is a predicted model, not a curated record. Bases 1 to 1944 code for a protein of 647 amino acids. NCBI's taxonomy places the organism in Eukaryota, Heterolobosea, Eutetramitea, Acrasida, Naegleriidae.
AUGUUUCUUCGUCUCAAAAGCACUGCUUUGCCUAAUGACAGCAUUCGGGAUGACAAGAUUUCUCCCGAAACAACACCACACUCUCAUCAUGAUUUCUCUCGACAUGAUUCUUCCUCUUCAUCCUCCGUCAUGAUUACACUCUUUCUUGCUUCCGAUACAGUUGAAAAUGUGGUGGAAUUCAUACAAGACCAAGAUCGUGAAAUGGUUCAACAGGUAUGCAGGUGCUUUCAAGAGGCUUGUCGUGUGGUGGAGAGACGCGAAUUUCUCUACAUGUGGCACGAUGAGAAUAGGUGUUUACUAAAACCACUUUCGGAGCCUCCUGUCGAUGAACAAGUCCUUUCUCAGCGAGAAAUGGAAUUGAAAACAAAAUUUCCAUUGUGUUUGAGAGAAUUUCUGAAAAUCACGAAUGGAAGACCCUCAUGGAGUGACGACGUACUUCAUGUCAAUAACCUUCUGAAUCGUGUAGAGCUUUGGAAAUAUGAUCACUCUCGAAAAUUUAUCAUUUUAGGACUUUCCACUCAAAAUUCCAAUGCCUUGACUUUGGAUCCCAAGAAGGGUGUGAUUCGAUUAAAUCAGACACGCGUUCAUUUCAAACAUUUCGUGACCAUGCAGAAUCGUCCAUUCCACUUCUCCCUCUACGACCAAGAAAAGUUUCAAACAAAAAAAUAUUUUCCUUAUAGCGUGCAUCGAUCCUUGUACAGUUUGAUUCCUUCCACCUUUGCCUCUCAACGCAAUAUGACCUUAAAAUGUGUCCAAUGUGAUGGAUUGUGUUUGGAAUAUGCUUGUUCCGAUUUUAAGAAAGAUCCUCAGAUCGUUCGGGAGGCCUAUCUGCAAAAUCCAAAAUCCUUUAAAUUCUGUUCGGAAGAAUUACGGAAUCAACUGAAAUUUGUGAAGGAGCUUUUUCGUGUGGAUCCUCAAUGCCUCACGUACUUGCCGAUUACCCAUGAACUCUUUUACCGAAAGGAAUUCAUGCUUGAAGCGAUUCAAAUUGAUGGAUCAUGGCUCCGUAAAGCCUCACAUGAACUCCGAAAUGAUAGGGAAGUGGUCAUGAAGGCAAUAGAAUCGUAUCCAAAUGCUCUUUCGUAUGCCUCUAAGGAAUUGAGAAGUGAUGAGGAAGUGGUCAUGACGGCUCUGAAAAGAAAUGUGAAGGCCUUCCAGUAUGUUGAUCCGAGUCUUUAUGGAAACGAAACAGUGUUGCGUUAUGCCAUUGAACAUGACGGAUACUUAUUUCAAUCUCUUCCUGAAGAAUUUCGACGAAACCAACAAUUAGCCCUUCUUGCAUGUAAAACAACGCCUUUUAUUUUGAAAAAGUUUGAUUUUCAACAACCGAUUAGCCAAUAUCGAGAAUUUGCAUUGCAAGCUGUGAAAAACAACGCAAAGACUUUUUACCAUUUACCCUCUAUAUUCUCAAAUGACCGUGAAAUUGUAAUGACAGUGAUUCAAAGCCCAGAGUUCGCUUUGGAUAAUUAUCUCUUUCAUAGGGUGGGUGAUGAUUUGAGAAGUGACAAGGAAGUGGUUAAGUUGGCCAUUCAGCAUAAUCCAAUGGCUUUGCAAUAUGCAGGCGAGGCUAUGCGUGAAGAUCUCGAAAUCGUACUCCCAGCCAUUCGAAAAUGUGGAAAGGCCUUCACCUACAUUUCUAAGAAGUUACAAUGCAAACAAUAUAUUGCCAUGCAAAGAAAUGCAGAUCAACAGGUUCAAAGCGAUCCAUCCAAAGAUGAUCCUCGUAGUAUCACGAGUGAGAAUGAAUCUCUCACUGCAUGCACCUUGAAGAAGAAUUCUUCUUCGCUCCGAAAAAAAGAUAAUAAGGAGAAAAAAGUGAAACUGAGUGUAUCGCUUUGCAUAGCAAAACUGCCAGCGAAACAAACUUUCGGGCUUCGAGUAUUAAGAUUUCAUUUCCUUUUUGAAUCACACUUCGGAAUUGUUAUAUUACAGCCAUGUUGUUGA